Oryctolagus cuniculus (rabbit) is the source of this 2195-nucleotide messenger RNA. The record is from RefSeq and is a predicted model, not a curated record. NCBI's taxonomy places the organism in Eukaryota, Metazoa, Chordata, Mammalia, Lagomorpha, Leporidae.
CCGUCACCUCAUGGCGACGCGGGUAGAGGAGGCAGCGCGGGGAAGAGGCGGCGGCGCCGAGGAGGCUAUUGAGGCCAGCCGGGGUGGACGGCGACGCGGCCCGCGACAGAAGGCAGAGACACACAGAUCUGUCUGCUGGUUCACUCCUCAGAUGCCUGCAACAGCUAGGGCUGCACCAGGCCAAAGCAAGGAACCUGGAAUUUCUUCUAGGUCAUCCACGUGGGUGGCAGGAACCCCAGUACUCGAGUCAUCAUCUACUGCCUCCCAGGGUGUGCUUUAGCAGAAAUGUUGGAUUCGAAGUGGUGGAACUCUGACUCAAAUCCAGUUUGAAAUUGGCACAAUGGAAGAAGCUGGAAUUUGUGGGCUAGGGGUGAAAGCAGAUAUGUUGUGUAACUCUCAGUCAAAUGAUAUUCUUCAACAUCAAGACUCAAAUUGUGGCACAAGUAACAAGCAUUCAUUGGAAGAGGAUGAAGGCAGUGACUUUAUAACAAAGAACAGGAAUUUGGUGGGCCCAGCCUACUGCACGCAAGAGUCAAGAGAGGAAAUUCCUGGGCGAGAAGCUCGAACAGAUCCCCCUGAUGGUCAGCAAGAUUCAGAGUGCAACAGGAACAAAGAAAAAACCUUAGGAAAAGAAGUUUUAUUACUGAUGCAAGCCCUAAACACCCUUUCAACCCCAGAAGAGAAGUUGGCAGCUCUCUGUAAGAAAUAUGCUGAUCUUCUGGAAGAGAGCAGGAAUGUUCAGAAGCAAAUGAAGAUUCUGCAGAAGAAGCAAGCCCAGAUUGUGAAGGAGAAAGUUCACUUGCAAAGUGAACACAGCAAGGCUAUCUUGGCAAGAAGCAAGCUAGAAUCUCUCUGCAGGGAACUUCAGCGUCACAAUAAAACGUUAAAGGAGGAAAAUGUGCAGCAGGCACGAGAGGAAGAGGAACGGCGUAAAGAAGCAACUGCACAUUUCCAGAUGACUUUAAAUGAAAUCCAAGCCCAGCUGGAACAACAUGACAUACACAACGCCAAACUCCGACAGGAGAAUAUUGAACUGGGAGAGAAGCUGAAGAAGCUCAUUGAACAGUAUGCACUGAGGGAAGAGCAUAUUGAUAAAGUGUUCAAACACAAGGAAUUGCAGCAGCAGCUAGUGGAUGCCAAACUGCAGCAGACGACACAGCUGAUAAAAGAAGCUGAUGAAAAGCAUCAGAGAGAGAGAGAGUUUUUAUUAAAAGAAGCAACAGAGUCAAGGCACAAAUAUGAACAAAUGAAACAGCAAGAAGUACAACUGAAACAGCAGCUUUCUCUUUAUAUGGAUAAGUUUGAAGAAUUCCAGACUACUAUGGCAAAAAGCAAUGAACUGUUUACAACCUUCAGACAAGAAAUGGAAAAGAUGACAAAGAAAAUUAAAAAACUGGAAAAAGAAACAAUAAUAUGGCGUACCAAGUGGGAAAAUAACAACAAAGCACUUCUGCAAAUGGCUGAAGAGAAAACUGUCCGUGAUAAAGAAUACAAGGCCUUUCAAAUAAAACUGGAACGAUUAGAGAAGUUGUGCAGGGCUCUUCAGACGGAAAGAAAUGAGCUCAACGAGAAGGUGGAAGUCCUCAAAGAGCAGGUCUCUGUCAAAGUUCCAGACGGGGAGCUGGCCAUGCCUGUGAUGCAGCCCUCCAGCGGCCCCGGCCCGGAUUCUCCCAGGGAGCUGUAUACUUCCUGCAACAGAGCCCUGGGGGUACCGCUGGAGGCUGCGCCCGAGGCAGCGUGUGAGCCGAGUGCUGCCCAGAAGCCCCCUUCCUGCGUCUCGGCCCCAGGGGUUGAGUCAGUUGACUAGGAGGACGUGUGAUCACUGUAUUGAGAGGUCUAUUUUGUGUAUAACUUUCUCUGUGAGUAGUAACUAUUGGUUUUGUGGUGAAAAUUUUCUUACUUUUUCUACCAUAUCUGUAUUUUCUUAGAACUACUGGACUUAAGUGGUACAGGAGGCUGCUUAGCAGAUCUGAUAGAUUUAAUCUCUUCACUUCCCUCAGCUGUGUUGCACAUCCACCUCAUGUCCCCCUUCAAUGGAAUGCAUGUGCUCAUUGCCUCGUCCUUUCUCUUCCUGCUCCGCAUACACGAUUACCCCAGUGAGUUUCACUCAAGACAGGGCCAACUAUUUCACAUUUUAUGUGAAAAUAUUAGCCUCAGCCCCCAUUAAUAUUAUUCAAAAAAAAAAAAAAAGGAAA